GUUCGUUCAAAUUCUCCUAUACUCCUUCGACCUCUCCGUUUUACCUAUGGCCCCCAUUCCCUUCUCCCUUUGGUUCCUACAUCCCCCGCCUUUUCCGAUUGAUCUUCCCCUGCAAUUGGCCUGAACACCCCUACUUAGCUGGCCUAAGUCGAUUCAAGCUGGUCCAAGCUGGUCUUUUCUUGGUCCAGCAUUGCCCCCCCCUCCCCAAGCCCUCGUGUCAAAUCGUCGCUUGUCUGAAGCACUGGGGCUGGGCCUUUCCUUUCUUUUUCUUCCCGUUGCCCCAUUUACUUGCACACCCGCGCUUAGCACUAGAAGGAUCCCCAAGGCACGCGUCCUGCUCCCCAAUCCGAUCCUCGAUGCUGUGCCCCAAUCAAAUGUUCCAUUCUUAACACGUUGCUCGCCCUUGACCUGCACGAUGUUCGUGGCGCUUCAUCCGCGGAGCCUCGCGGCGAUCGCAUGACUGCAGUCCUACUUGGGCUAGUCCUCUCACCACCCUCUCGACCCUGCUCUUUAAAUACACCUCCCAUGCUCUUCUAACCCUGCUCUUGUGCCACCGGGCACGUCUGGAAUUCCUGUGACUCGCCAACGGGACCGAACAAAUAGUCCUAUUGACCGUGUAGUCUACGGAUCUCACGACGCUUGGUGGUCGUUGACGCUUUCAUCCCCUCGUGUAUCCUGCGUCAGCUAUGCAAACACUGCCCUUGUGCCUACUCCUACUCCGUCUAUGCUGGAAAGAAAAAGACGAUACCGGCUUCCCAUUCUCUUCAUACACCUCACUUGUCGGCCAUGGGUCUAAAGAUGGCUGAAUUUGAACCAUUGCCAGUCUCCUCCGAGUACUUCGCGAAGCCCGGUACCGCGCCCCACUCUGACGCCCCGUUCCUCCCGUACUGGGCCCGCUGUCGCACGCAGUGCGCCCAGAACUUGCUCGACUGCUCCGACGAGCCCAUCGAAUACGAUCACGACGACGAGGACUACAGUGAUAAUUGCUUCUUCUUCCCCGAGGACUGCUCGUGGACCCCUCCUAAAGACUGGGUCGUGGAGGCGCACUGUCAACCGAAUAAACAGGUCCCGGAGAUUCACAUUCACGAAGAUACCCCGGUUGGCCUGGACGCCGACACCGACACGAUGAUUCCCGGUUUACCUGAUAUUAAGAUGCUCGAUUCGGAGGCGUUGGGCGAUCUGCUGGAGGACAACCUUUCUCCGCCGGAGAUUACGACAAUGAUCGUGUUCGCCACCAACGGCGCCGUCUUUGCCUACGCCUCCUCUCUCUCUUCUCGCCAGCUGCGUAACCUGAGCUCGACCUACGGUGCCGCAUAUACCUGUUACGCCAAGACCGCAUCGAGCGGAAACCUCACGGGGGUCAAUCCCGCCAGCCACCCCUCAUCCUACGUGACGGCCCAAUCCAUGUCGCUGGGCGACGUGGGAUCUAUCGUCUUUGAGCUAGAUGACUCGGUGGCAGUGGUGACUCGUAUUGCGGACAAAGUUUUGCUGGCCGCGGUGGGUCCCAACAAGCUUGACGACACGAUAAAUGGCGAUGGCCCCGACCAUCUCGCCGUUGAUGGCCCAGGUGACUCAACGGUCGGUAAUGGCACCGCACUAGAUGAGUCACAGGGUGAUGGAGGCGUGCCGUCUUCGAAGCCGCCUGCGCAUAACGGUAGCCUAGAGUCCCAUCAUGAAAUUGACCGGAGCGCAGACCUGUCCAGAUUGGCUAGUCUGAACCUGUCUGCUUCUCCCUCCGUGCUGCUUGCCCUGGAGUCCAAAUGUGCGGCUCUUGGGCGAUUCCUCGGUGAGAAACUGAGCGACCUGGAGAGUCCAGAGGAUUUCUGAUCUAUUUUCCUACGAUGACGUUCAUAUGAGUGACUCAUAGCAGGGCUUCGUUCCGGUUGCCAUUAGGCUGGGAUGGCCUACUCCAGGAGCGACGGAGCGGAUGUUUUUUAAAUGAUGUAUUUAAUACACGAUUUUAUGAUUAUUUGAAUCUUCUCUUGACACCUUCAUAUAUGUGGCCUCCAACUGCCACCGUGCAGUCGAGUCACCUCUCGUAUCCCUCCUUUCUUGUACUCUAUGAUUUUUUUCUGUCCUAAUUCCAUCUACCAUCUAUCACAGCGCGAAGUACCGGAGAUUAGCAGGAGAUUAACCAG
Molecule: messenger RNA, 2138 nt
Organism: Penicillium brasilianum
Lineage: Eukaryota; Fungi; Ascomycota; Eurotiomycetes; Eurotiales; Aspergillaceae
Source: the annotation of a GenBank genome assembly